GUGCGGCAGGACCGGAAGUAGUAAAGCGUCGCAGCAGGUUUUCAAUCCAACGAGCUGCGUAUUUAGUCUGUGGAGCUUUCUGAGCUUUAACCCGAACAUGAAGCAGAACUCCACCGUUCCGGCCUUCCUCACCAAGCUAUGGACGCUGGUGGAGGACGGAGACACCAACGAGUUCAUCUGCUGGAGCCAGGAAGGAACCAGCUUUUUGGUUCUGGACGAACAGCGCUUUGCCAAGGAGAUCCUCCCCAAGUUCUUCAAGCACAACAACAUGGCGAGUUUCAUCCGGCAGCUGAACAUGUAUGGGUUUCGUAAGGUGAUGCACAUCGAUACAGGCAUCGUGAAGCAGGAGAGAGAUGGUCCGGUGGAGUUUCAGCAUCCUUACUUCAAACAUGGACAGGAUGACCUACUGGAGAACAUCAAGAGGAAGGUUUCUAACACUCGCCCAGAAGACAACAAGAUCCGACAGGACGACCUGACCAAGAUCCUGGCCAGUGUUCACAGCGUCCACAGCAAGCAGGAGAACAUCGACGCCCGACUGGCAACGCUGAAGAGGGAGAAUGAAGCUCUGUGGAGAGAAAUCUCAGACCUGAGACAGAAACAUUCUCACCAGCAGCAGCUCAUCAAGAAGCUCGUCCAGUUUAUCGUCACGUUGGUGCAGAACAACCGAAUUCUGAAUCUGAAGCGUAAAAGGCCGAUUCUGAUGAACAGCAACGGAAAAAAGUCCAAAUACAUCCAUCAGAUCUACGAGGACAAACAGUCCACAGUAAACGGUCUGAACGGAGUGAAGAACUCUGAGGUGUCAGAAGACAUCAUCAUCUGCGACCUGACCGAGAACGAAGCCGAGGUGAUGGCGGAGAUUACCGAGGAGUCGCCCAGAGCCUUCGAACAGGGAAAUAGAAGAUUUGGAAUGACACAGCAAAUAAGAAGAUUGUAGGGAAGCCUUCAUCUUCAACCAUCAGAGGCCUCAUGUCAGUGACGGUCAUGCUGAGGAUGCUCUCAGUCAAACAGCUGCUUGCUGUGGUGGACAUGAUGUCUUUCUAUCAUGAAGCCUGUUAAUGUGAUUCAUCCUGCCUCACUCCAACACAGACCAGUGUCUUCACUCAGAUGUCAGAAAAUUAAAACUUGAAGCUUAAUCUUCAAAUUAUUACCAUAUAGUGUGCAAGUUACGUUUAUUUGUAAUGCAUAUCCAAACCAUGCUUUAGCUGAUUAAAGUGAAAUAAAAAGCAUCUCUCACAGUCACACACGCCCUAUCACUGUCAUUAAUCAGUUAAUAAGCUAACCCUAGCAUCAGACAAGCUACCAGAGAGACUGAUGUUACGUUUCCUCACUUUAAAAUGGAACAAAUGUAGGAUAAUGCAGUGACUUAAGGUGUGUGUCCACUCGAUGCGACACAUCACAUGUGGCCGGUUGGUGCGUUUCCAGCUGUGAUCCGGUGUGUUUACCUGCAGCUCAUUUACAUAAAGUAGACUUGACUUCUACUGUCCUCAAACAUCUAAACUAGCCGUCGAUGAACUAAAACUAGGACAGGUUCAGCUGCUGCACAGAUUAUUUCUCGCCUCAGUUGCUUUAGAAAUACUUUUCCCUGAAGUGUUUUCGAAAUAAAAGAGAAAGUUUGCGGCUGAGCUGCUGUGUUUAUCAGACUCAUCUACCGGACCGUCAAGUUGAACGCGCGGUCACAUGACGACGUAGUGACCCGCUAGUGACGGUCCAUCGUCAGUGCGAUUUUCAGAUGCGUGCGUUGCCGUGCGGGAAAAUCGCGUGUAGUGGACAUGCAGCAUGUUUUUGUUUUGUGACGCGUGAAAUGCUCCCACACUUCUGAGGACUUCGGUCAAACAGUUUUCUCUGUGCUGGUUAUGUUUCAUGUGUUGAAUUUACUCUUCCUUUGAAAAUAUCUCCACCUCGCGCUGUUCAAUUUGCUCUGCAGGUGAAGUAGACGGCUCUGCAACAUGGCGAGUGACACAUGAAUCGAUAAUGCAAUUCGUUGCCAGUGCUUUUAACAAUCCAUUAUUGUCGUUUUUAAUCGAUUUGUUGUUGCAGCCCUAAUCAUAACCAUCUAUCCAUAACCCUCCAGAUAGUAAAACUGCACCUUUAAAGGAGUUUUAAGAACUUCUAGCAGCUUGUGAGCUAUCUAAACUAUCAAACCUAGGUAUCUAAACUACCCAAACUAGCUAACUAUCUAAAGUAGCAAUCUGAACUAGCUAACUAUUUAAACCAGCUAACUAUCUAACCUAUCCAAACUAGUUGUCUGUAUAGUGGGCUGUAUGAUUCAAAUUAAAACCUUUAAAAUAGAAUUAAAUUGGGUAAUUUGGAUUAAAAAGCAAUUAAAGCUGACAACGCCACCUAGUAAGGGACGAGGACCCGUUUAAAAGUGGUUCUUAACCCAGAGGUGAGCAGUGCAUAACAACAGGGGAUAAAACAAAAUUUUCUCUGUUCCAAUAAAUGUAUUUAUCUAAAAAUAAGUGUUAACAAUAAACAACAAAAAAUUAGCAAACUAAAAGUUCUUAAAAUAAAGUCACUAAGGAAUUGGUGACCACUGGACUGGUCACGCAGGGCCUCUUCUUUGAUGGGGGGUUAGGGGAGCUUCUCCAGUCCUCCGGGGCCACGGCGCUGCGCCUCGCGAUCACACAGGCUCUGGAGCCUGAGAGAAAGAGAGGAUCUGCCAGUGGGGGAAGCAAUAAAGGACCCACGCGUCUUCCUCCCGUGUGUGGUGACUCAUGCCGCAAGCACGCGUUGAGCACCGCCGUGCGUUCCAAAAACUGGCCCCACUUCGUGGCUCCCGUACGUCUCUCUCUCUCUCUCCGUUCGUCCUGGCUUGGUGCCGGUGCUGUGUGCCCUUGUUCAGCUUAGUAGUCUGCCAUGUUGCUCGUUACACACCGCCAUUCACCGUCGCUUCUGCCCUGUUGUCUGUCGUGCUGCCCAUUGCACGCUGCCGUUCACCGCUGCUUCUGCUGCCUCGCCUCUCCGCGGCUCGCCUGCCGCUCGCCUCUCCUUCCCUUUUGCUCUGUCGAUCGUCUCUUUUGUUUGCUGUCGUUGCCCCAGAUUCUGUCCUGCGUAAUCAAACUGAUUGAUAGCAGGUGCGCUCAACCAGUGUCCACAGUCUCUGUUCCCGGUACACACCGGCAGGUAGUGGGCGUGACCUGAACCCAUCCAGAAACAAAUGUAUAAAGAAAAGCAACACAACAAGACAUGCAAAUUGACAAACUAACACAAAAAUCAAGCAAAUAAUUUCACAGCAAAAUAUAAGAAAACCACACACCAAAUAAUCAUGCAAAUAAAGAAAAAGUAAAUAAAAGGCCAUAUUCCCACAUAGCUAACAAUCAAAACUAGCCAUCUGAACUAGCUAUUUAAACCAGCUAACUAUCUGAACUAUCUAAAGUAGCAAACUAUCUACACAAGCUAACUAUCAAAAUUAGCUAUCUAAACAAGCAAA
This is a messenger RNA of Acanthochromis polyacanthus (spiny chromis), 3430 nucleotides long. It is a transcript of the gene hsf2, whose product is annotated as heat shock transcription factor 2. The record is from RefSeq and is a predicted model, not a curated record. Bases 98 to 934 code for a protein of 278 amino acids. The transcript has 9 exons. Gene Ontology annotation, molecular function: DNA-binding transcription factor activity; sequence-specific DNA binding. Gene Ontology annotation, biological process: regulation of DNA-templated transcription. NCBI's taxonomy places the organism in Eukaryota, Metazoa, Chordata, Actinopteri, Pomacentridae.